Messenger RNA from Phyllopteryx taeniolatus (common seadragon), 2294 nucleotides. RefSeq names its product rab5 GDP/GTP exchange factor-like. Gene Ontology annotation, molecular function: DNA binding; small GTPase binding; zinc ion binding. Gene Ontology annotation, biological process: vesicle-mediated transport. Gene Ontology annotation, cellular component: cytosol; endocytic vesicle. The record is from RefSeq and is a predicted model, not a curated record. Lineage: Eukaryota; Metazoa; Chordata; Actinopteri; Syngnathiformes; Syngnathidae. The transcript is spliced from 9 exons. The coding region runs from base 352 to 1731 and encodes 459 amino acids.
CAACUCUUACAUGCGUCCCCUUGCAGUCAUCCCACCGCUGCCAGCAAUGUAGCCUCCAAGGUGCGGGGACUUCUACAGUUACUCUUUUUGAUAACAAAAAGGCAGAAACAUAUACUGUUUUGGAGCGAACAGACUCAUUUUAUUUUCUUUGAUCUACAUCACGGUCGCCCAUUUAUUACGUCACUCUCAGGUAUACGAGCGCCUGCUUCCAACUUUUCUUUUACUUUAAACUAGCAACUUUGACAGCCAGAUGACAGUCAGCUGCUAACGUUGGAUGCUAACAAGACGUGAAGCUAACGCUGAAGUGUCGUCAAAUUUGGAAGCAGUGAUUGACACGAGCGACGCAGCGCAAUGUGGACAAACAAGCAGCGAGGGAUCCGACUGUCUCAGCAGGAGCUGCUGUGCAAGAACUCCUGUGGUUACUAUGGCAACCCCGCAUGGCAGGGCUUCUGCUCAAAGUGUUGGAGGGAACGAGUGCGGCCCGCCGAAGCCGACAGACAAGGUGCCAGAGCUAGCGGUGACGGCACGCCACCGACUUUCUCCAAAUUCGAGGAGAAGAAGAAUAUGGAGAAGGGUCGUCGUGUCAACACCAUGAGAAGACUCUUCUGGGGCGGGCCGUCCCCUCCCAAAGCAGAACCUUCCGACAGCCAGAUGAAUGUGUUAAAAGCCUUCCAGAAGCUGGAACCCGGAGACUUCACCGGUUUCCUAAAGACACUCCGCAGCCCGUCCUCUCAGCGUCUGCAGUCCCGUUGCACAGCCUUCCUCAACACAAUGGAAGCUUACCAUGAUCUGCCGGUACAGAAGCAGUCGGAUCUCGUGCAAGACUUCUACCAGUCCUUUGCCGAAUACUUCAGCAGGUUUUCAGAAGCCGAGCUCACUCAAACGAUGGAGCACGUGGAGAAGCUCAUCAUGACACGCUUGCACAAGUGGGUCUUCUGCCAUGACAGCUGCGAUGACGAGCAGAAGGACCUGACUUUGCAGAGGAGGAUACGUUCUUUAAACUGGGUCACCCCGCAGAUGCUCGGCGUACCUUUCCCGGAUGUGCAGAGCGCCGUCACGGGCGACCCCUUUCUUCCCGCUAUAACGGCCAUUAUUGAGAUGGACGCCAAGCGAGCGCCUCAGGACAAGCUGGUGUGCGUGUCCAAGUGCAGCCAGCACGUGUUCGAGGCGCUCUCGGCCUCCAACAGCGAACCGGCCAACGCCGACGACUUCCUGUCCGCCCUGGUCUACGUGGUGCUCAAAGCCAACCCGCCUCGCCUGCACUCCAACAUGCAAUACGUCAUCCGCUUCGGCCUCCCGCACAGCCUCAUGGCCGGAGAGAGUGGCUACUACUUCACCAACCUGUCCUGCGCUGUGGCCUUCAUCGAAAAGCUGGACGGCCCGUCGCUCAAACUCAGCCCGGAGGAGUUCGAGGGUUACAUGCGGUGUCAGCGGGCCCCGUCGUUGGGCGGCGGGCAACAGGACAAGGCCUGCGAGACACGCCACCUGCUGGACGAGCUGUCGGCGCGACAGGAGCGGCUGGACCGCGGCGUGGGCGACCUCAACGCACAACUGCGGAUGUGGGUGCAGGCCGUUCACGCCCAGAUAGACCAGGCCACGUCCCAGCUAGCUGUAGUGCAAGAGGAAUUGACGGAGCUCUCGUCAUCAUCAUCCUCCUCUUCUGAUUCAGCUGUCAUGGAACAGCUGGUGCUUACGGAUCAAUUUGAAGGUCCUGCUGAUACAGACUGUUGAUCCCAAUUCCAGAAGGUACAUGUUUAUUUUUCUUUUAAACUUUAACCAGUAACUUUAUCACUUGAUCACAAAAGCACAGAUUAUACUCCACUUUGAACAUUUGAAUCAUUUGCACUAUUAGUGUCUACAAAUGAAGAAGCUUAUAAAUACAUUCCGUGAUUACCAGCAACUGUGAAAAUGUAGCACUCGGGUUUGUUUGUUUCCCCCCGCACCCCCAAAAAAGUCUGUAAAUGUGUAAAAUGGAUGGCUUUAUAAAAACUAAAAUGGUCUCUUCUUUGGGAACAUUAAGUAACUAAGCAACCUCUAAUGUACUUAUGAACAUGAUGUACCAAAUGCAGUAAUUGCACAGUUUACAUGCAUAAUUUAGCUUUUGAAGGGUUUUGAUAAAAUCAUGAAAGGGUUGGGUUGUUAUGUCAAAUUAUAUAUUAAACUUAAUGUGAUUUGUCAAUUUAUUUUGUAUUUUUCCUCAUCCACAAAUAUUUUAAAACUGACUAUUAUGCAAAGUGUUUUCAUCAAUUGAGUGCUCUGGUGUGUUGAAAAAUAUUAAAUUUUUGUAAAGGUUU